Messenger RNA from Dracunculus medinensis (Guinea worm), 528 nucleotides. The record is from the annotation of a GenBank genome assembly. Lineage: Eukaryota; Metazoa; Nematoda; Chromadorea; Rhabditida; Dracunculidae.
UCCUUUUUUUUAGUUUCUCGCAAUCAAAUAGUUCGAUUGUACAGUCGGUUUCUGUCUCUGGAUAAACAAGGUCGUGGUUACCUUGAUCGUGAUGAUUUUCUGAGGAUUCCGGAGCUCGCUAUAAAUCCUCUUGGAGAUCGGAUCGUUGAUGCUUUUUUCACCGAGACAAUCAAAGAUGACAAUGAACAAAAAAUUAACUUUCGCGAAUUUAUACGAGUUCUUGCUCGUUUUCGACCCGUAAGUAAAUCUAAAUAUAAUCAUCUGAACAGUCGCGAAGAAAAAUUAAAGUUCGCGUUUUCAAUGUAUGAUUUGAAUAAAAACGGUUACAUAACUCGCGAAGAGUUUAAAAUAAUUCUAAAUAUGAUGGUAGGUGCGAAUAUCACUGCUGAGCAGCUGGAAAGUAUAGCAGAUAGAACGAUUACUGAAGCAGACAUGGAUAAUGAUGGGAAAAUAUCAUUUAGUGAAUUCUGUCAAGCAAUGGAAAAGACAGAUAUAGAACAGAAAAUGUCAAUUCGGUUCCUAAAUUAA